AUGGGAACCUCGACCCGGGGUAAUCGGGACAGUUCUGCUCGGAGGGUUUAGAAUGUUGCUCCCUGAAAUACAAAGGAGCCGGGACCGGGUUUGCUAACCGUUACGGGGACAAAGUGGGGAAGUUGCCCUGCCUCCCGGGACCAGCGCUGCCAAAUUCUUCUGGUGUCCUGGCGUCCGCGCGCUCCGGGGCCUCGGUGUCCCGAGUAGCCCGGUGAGAACAGUGUUUGGCUCUCUGACCUGCAAGGUGCCACUCGCCUUGAGCUAGUUUCUAAAUCUUGUCACCCUCCGGCGCAGGGCCUGCGCGCUGCACACAGAUGUGGAAUGCCGGACUUAAGGGGACUGCAAGUGCUCCCUUUACUGGAGACACAAACCAAGGAGAGCUCUUACCUUCUCCUGGCCCUGGCUUGUGCCUGGAGCCCUGCUGUUGCUCUUCUUUUGCUCCUACUCCCCUGGCUGCAGUAGGACUGCAUAGGACAUAAGAAGGGACAGAGCCUCUCCUGAUAUCCCCGUUCUGACGGACACCAUGUUCCCAGAGCCACAGAUUCCUGCCCUUCUCCAAGGGAACCUUGUCAUCUGUCUCCUGUUGAGUCUUGCUACUCCGGCAGGAGUUAGAAGAGGAAGUGGAGGAUGUUUGAAGACCACGCUUGACCCUGGAGGGUGGCAGGGUAUCUUGGAAGGAAGAAACAGGAAGUCAACAGCUAAAUCUUCGUCAUGGUCUUGCUGUAUUGCCCAGGCUGGCCAAAGUCUCCUUUGCUGAGGGAACCUUUGCUGCUGAGCCCAGGAAGAGAAGCCAGCAUGGGAGAAGCAAGCCACAGCCUUGGAAGCAACCUAUGUGGUGGUCAAGGGCCUGACAGGGCGUUAGAGAUGGGAAGACAGUGGGAACGGGGUGAGACUUGGGUCUGAAAAUUCUAGAUCAAGAGACCGGACUUUGGCCAGGAAACUUAAGCCGGUGGAGGCAGAUCACGGAGAACUGUGUGUUUGGCCAGGUGAAAGCAGGGCAGUGGAGAUGGAAGGAGGGCCACAUUGCCAUCUGAUCGGGAAAUGAAGCAGCCAGAAUCCACUGAAGAACUGAACAAGUGUGGUGGGGAAGACUGCGGCGGCCUCCCAGCCUCGAGCUGGAGGCUUCUACGUCUGCACUGGUUGCUGUGGAUGUGGAAAGGGAAAGCAGCCUCCUCCCAGGAGGCUUUAAGGACGAAAAGCUGGAGGAGGAAAAGAGCCCAGAAAAACAAAGAAGGACUAGUGCUGGGCAAGGCUGUACAUUCACUAUCUCGAAUCGGGGAUGAGCUGUAUCUGGAGCCCUUGAAGGACGGGCUCUCCCUCCGGACUGUGAACUCUUCCCGCUCUGCCUAUGCCUGCUUCCUCUUUGCCCCACUCUUCUUCCAGCAGUACCAGGCCGCUUCCCCUGGUCAGGACCCGCAGCGCUGUAAGAUCCUGAUGAAGUCCUUCCUGUCCGUCUUCCGCUCUCUGGCAAUGGUGGAGAAGACUGUGGAAAAGUGCUGCAUCUCCCUCAGUGGCACCAGCCACCUGGUGGUCCAGCUCCACUGCAAGUAUGGCGUCAAGAAGACACACAACCUCUCCUUCCAGGAUUGUGAAUCCCUGCAGGCCAUCUUCAACCCAGCCUCGUGCCCCCACUUGCUCUGUACCCCAGCACGGGUUCUGGCAGAGGCUGUUCUGUCCUUUCCCCUUGCGCUGACUGAGGUGACAUUGGGCAUUGGCCGCGGCCGACGAGUCAUCCUGCGAAGCUAUCAGGAGGAAGAGGCAGAUAACACCAGCAAAGCCAUGGUGACGGAGACCAGCAUUGGGGCGGAGGACUUCCAGCAGCUGCAAGCCCCUGAAGGGAUAGCUGUCACCUUCUGCCUCAAAGAAUUUCGGGGGCUGCUGAGCUUUGCAGAGUCAGCAAAUUUGCCUCUUACCAUCCACUUUGAUGUUCCAGGCAGGCCAGUCAUCUUUUCCAUUGAGGAUUCUCUACUGGAUGCCCACUUUGUCUUGGCCACACUCUUAGAGCAAGACCCAUGUUCCCAGGACCUGUGCUCCCCAAAGCCCCACCAGCCAGUGCCUCAGAAGCAGGUUCACAGUGUACCCCACUUAGAUGACUUUACCAACGAUGACAUCGACUGUUACAUGAUUGCCAUGGAAACCAGUGUGGGCAGCGAGGGCUCCCGGGCACAGCCUUCCACUUCCUUCCCACCUGUCCCCCAGACCUCCCAUGACCUUGGCUCCCCUUCAGAGGAGGAAGCUGAACCCAGUACAGUGCCUGGAACCCCCCCACCCAAGAAGUUUCGUUCACUUUUCUUUGGCUCCAUCCUGGCCCCUGUACAAUCCCCCCAGGGUACCAGCCCUGUGCUGGCUGAAGAUAGUGAUGGUGAAGGCUGAACUUGAGAAACUGAAGUCUGUGUCCAAAGACUCAUGGGCCAGAAGCAGGCCUAGCCACUGGCAGAGCUGGGCAUAGAAAAACAGGCUACGCCUGUGGUAGGCCCUACUUGGCUGUUUGCUGUAGAGUUGCUCAGGCAAGCAUGUUUGGUCUAUAUUCACUCAGCCUGUACCAAUCAUGUCUCUUUCUGGUGCCCAGCUGCCACCUGACAGCUUCCCUACCUCUUACCACAGAGCCUCAGGCCAGACUUCCAGCAUCUAGCCAGAGCUAGAAACCUACCUUCCUCAGGCUCACCCACCUCUUUUUAAAAAAGGUCACAGUGCUGACUACCCCCUACCAAUCAUGAACUAUUUGUCAAACCUCUGAGACCUGCUGGGCCUUGGCUUGGAAUCCUAAUAGCCCCUGGACCCGAGGUGGCUUUGUACCAAAGGGCUGCUGGCCCACUGUCUAGUAUAAGGGAGACAGAGGCCAUGGCGAGAAUCCAGCUUUGACCUUUAUUCAAGAGACCAGAUAGGUUGCCCCCAGGAUCCGGCUGCCAGCCGUGCAAGGCUGGAGACCCACAAUCUGGUCUGCCAUUGCCCUGAGCUGCAGCCUUGGCCCCAGGAUUCCACUGUAGCCACCACAGGUGCUGGUGGGAGGGAGCCCUGGGGGAUUAGAUGCUGCUAUUGAUUCAUUAAAAAAUAAAGGAAAAGACACUUAA
Meriones unguiculatus (Mongolian gerbil) is the source of this 3071-nucleotide messenger RNA. It is a transcript of the gene Rad9a, whose product is annotated as RAD9 checkpoint clamp component A. Lineage: Eukaryota; Metazoa; Chordata; Mammalia; Rodentia; Muridae. Gene Ontology annotation, cellular component: checkpoint clamp complex. The record is from RefSeq and is a predicted model, not a curated record. Gene Ontology annotation, biological process: DNA replication checkpoint signaling; cellular response to ionizing radiation; mitotic intra-S DNA damage checkpoint signaling. The transcript has 15 exons. The coding region runs from base 1042 to 2373 and encodes 443 amino acids.